AUGUAUCAUUCACAGAUUUUCCUUUUCAGCCAAUCCCCAGCCAUUCAAGCCACCAUGCUGGGGCGAGGAGCUCCAUUACUGGGGUCUCUGCUACGCCGCAACUUUUCGACGUCCCGAGUCAUCCGCAGCGGUAAGCGACUGAAUCUCACGCUGUAUGCGUCUCCGAUUCUUCUAAGACUGCACCCCGACACGGUGCAGCGCCAAAUGCCAUCGCUGGCACAAGAAAAUGAAGAGGCACUCAAGCAACUCAAUGUUUUCUUGGAACUCGCCGCUUUUGGCUGCAAUAACGACGCGUUUAAUGCUCGUAAACACGUUUUGGCGCUAAGAGAGAGUCGUCAAGUCAUUUCAGAGGAACCAGUGCGAUUUCCGCUGGUUUUUCACGUCCCAGUGGACGAGAUCGAGGCUCUGGAGCAUGUGGAUGGAUUCAUUCGAGUUGAGUACACUAUUGAGGUCCCUGGUCGACUAGUGAAGCGCACGCUGUCUAAUUUUGGACUGUCGAUAAGUGCUCGUGAUCCGAAGGCUGCAUUGCAAGCACCUUUUGCGCGGGAGUGGCAGCGCACGACGAAACGAAUUCUGCAGGACCUGUUCGAGGCGGCACACGUGCCACUUGUUGUGACAGAAGAGGACAAUGUGAGAACAAGUGCGCUGGCGGAGUGGCUAGCAGAGGAAGCUACGGUUGUAGACCAGGCAGAUCUGCAUGGCAUCCAUGUCGGAGAACAAAACCGAGCUAAGAAACGGGAGCAUGAACAGUUUGAUAAAAUUUACCACGCGAUGCUCACACACGAAACGAAUAUCGUGCAUGAAGCAACGACAGGCUUGGAAGACGGACCGACAACGCAACACGCUGUGCUGACAAGCUUACUUCACUCGAGACUUUUCCUGCCAAAAUUUCGUGACCCGCAUAUGAAAAAUAGUGCGUUCCAUUGGAUCGCCAACUUUUUGCUUGUCAAUUUUAUGGAACUACGUCUGCACAGUCUCGUGUGGAACAAAGUCACGCUUUUGGUUACUGCCGAUACGGACGUUAAAGAGCCUCAAGUAUCUUGGGACGAAGAAGCUCCGGAGGAGGGAAUGGGGAUCCUCGUUCCCGUUGGCAUGGACGCCGAUACACUGAUCGAUUUCAUGUAUGAAAACGUGGAAGACCUGGAGUUUGCGCUAGAAACGAAAUCUUUCCGGGAUCAAGCAAUAGCCAAGGAAAAGCAAAGAUUUCAACGAAAGAUGAAGAAAAAGAAGGGAAAACAGAGACGAACAGGCCAUUUUUAUCAGGAUGAGGUGAAUGCAAUUUUUCGGAGAGCAUGA
Peronospora farinosa is the source of this 1296-nucleotide messenger RNA. The record is from the annotation of a GenBank genome assembly. NCBI's taxonomy places the organism in Eukaryota, Oomycota, Peronosporomycetes, Peronosporales, Peronosporaceae.